CUCUCGCUGGCCCAGGCUCUCUCGCUGGCCCAGCAGCGAGUCCCCCCCCCGGACGGCCCUCAGGGUGGGCCAUGCCUCCAGGGCAGGCCAUGCGGCCCGUCCUCCCGCGGCCCUUCCGCCCCGGGCUGCUGCCCCCGGGGGUUCUCAGCAAGGCCGCCGGCUGCAACCCACAGGCUGCUGGCGGCAGCCCAGUGGCCGUCCGCAAGGCCGAGCGCGAGGACGGGGCCUUGUCGCCUAUCAGCCCCGCCUCCGAGAUGCCUAUCAGCCCCGCCUCCGAGAUCACCGACUCUGGCGCCCAGCCCUCCGCCCAGCCAGAGGGGGCGAAAAACGGCUCGACCACGGAAAGGUUUGGGUAAAUGGGGUCGGGGGGUCGCGUUGCGUCGCGCGCGAUCUCAGGCGCGGCCUCGCUAUCUCGAUGCCCCUGGCGUGCGCGUCAGGAGCUUCCCCCCAC
Molecule: messenger RNA, 451 nt
Organism: Prorocentrum cordatum
Lineage: Eukaryota; Dinophyceae; Prorocentrales; Prorocentraceae
Source: the annotation of a GenBank genome assembly